Molecule: messenger RNA, 1455 nt
Organism: Lycium barbarum (goji berry)
Lineage: Eukaryota; Viridiplantae; Streptophyta; Magnoliopsida; Solanales; Solanaceae
Exons: 6
Coding region: 1-1455 (484 amino acids)
Molecular function (GO): catalytic activity
Source: RefSeq, a predicted model, not a curated record
AUGGAGAACAAUGUGAGUGUGGAGAAGGAACAACAACAAGCAGAAAUCAAUAAAGAGAACAAAGAGAAUGAGGAAAUUCAACAAAUCAGUGAUACAAAUGAUAAAGUGGUUGAAAAGGAGACUAGCGGUGAGGAAAAGGAGGGAACUGUAGAUAACAUGGCUAUGCAUAACAGCUUUAGCACUCAAGAUUUGGUUGAUAACACUGAACGGGGAGGCAUUAAUAAAGGUGAGUACAACAAAAGUAUUAUACACAAUGCUGAUUAUCCUUUGGAUGCUGAUGCUGAUGAUCAGCAGGAAUUUAUAGAGUUAUGUGAAAAGACUGGAGUUUCACCUCCUAGUAGAGGGGUGAGGUCUAAAAAGGCCAUACAGAGACUCAAAAGAUUGGUUAACAAAUAUAAAGUUGAUAUGGUUGCUAUUUCAGAACCUUUGAAAGACUAUUAUUCUGUCUCCAUCAUGCAAGAUCAUGAGCAACAAGUUACCCUUAGCAUCCAAACAAAUCAAAGUAGGGACAUGAUGUAUAUCACAACUAUUUAUGCCAAAUGUACUAAGGCAGACAGAAAAGAGCUUUGGGCCAGUUUGGAAGAUUUGAACAAAAUUAUUAAGGGCCCUUGGAUCAUUGGUGGGGACUUCAAUGUUAUCCUUCAGCCUGAAGAAAAAUUGGGAGGAUUACCCCAUAGAAACUCCAAGAGUUUUGAUUUAUUUGAAUGUAUGGACUCCUGUGGUAUGUCAGAUGUAGGCUUCCAUAGUUCUAAAUAUACAUGGUGCAAUAAUUGGAGGCCAAGCAUAAGAAUAUGGAAAAGGCUUGAUAGAGUGUUUAUUAAUGAUGACUGGACCAAGAUGUAUGCUAACAAUUUUGUCAAACAUUUAGCUAGAACUGACUCUGAUCACAGGCCUUUAUUAGUUAGAUGUGAUAAUGGGCAUAUUGAUGGGCCUAAGUAUUUCAAAUUUUUGGAUUUCUGGACCACCCAAGAUGAUUUCUUAGAGGUUGUCAGAAUGAAUUGGAAUCAAAGUGUUACUGGAAAUUUAGUGUGGAUUCUUCAGCAAAAGCUUAAAGUGUUGCUAGAAGACUCUCUAUUUGGUCAAGACAGAAAAUUGGUGUUUAAUCUUAAGCCCAGAACUCCUGAUCUCAGGAUCUCGGAGUGUAUCCCUAACUGCAUCAACAAAGAGGAUAAUGAUCAUAUCUCCAGCUGCCUUAAGGAAGAGGAAAUCAAAUCCACAGUUUUUGACAUGAGUGAUGAUAGUGCUGCUGGACCAGCUGGGUUCUCAGCUUUAAUCCCUAAGGUAGAUUCUCCUGCUAAUUUUUCUGAUCUUAGGCCUAUUAGUAUUAAUAAUUUUUCCAGUAAAAUCAUUACUAAAAUACUUUCUAAAAGGCUUAAUCCAUUGCUUCCUUUCAUUAUUUCUGAAAAUCAAAGUGGUUUUUUGAAAGGAAACUUAUCACUGAAAAUAUUUUGUUAA